Messenger RNA from Penicillium waksmanii, 705 nucleotides. RefSeq names its product YidH family protein. NCBI's taxonomy places the organism in Eukaryota, Fungi, Ascomycota, Eurotiomycetes, Eurotiales, Aspergillaceae. The transcript has a single exon. The coding region runs from base 1 to 705 and encodes 234 amino acids. The record is from RefSeq and is a predicted model, not a curated record.
AUGGCAUCAAUGCGAGUAUGCGAGUAUACGAGUACCUAUGUGAAGAAUUCGAUUAUGGCCGAGUAUACUGUACGGGUACCGGCAACGGCAACAAACGCAGUCUCCACGUGGAUCCUCAGCCCUGCGGCGAUUGAAACGCCUCCAUCCCAAUCCAUCUUCAAGAAAAUUCCCCAAGACAUUCCUCAGGUCCGGUCCUCGCGGCCUCACAGACACUCAUUUUAUCAUCUGCAAAAGAUGGCCUCAUUCCUCCGCCGUCUUAUUCCCUCGCGGGUCGCAAACUCAGGCUCCCAACAGCGCGACCACCACGCCAACGAGCGCACUUUUCUCUCAUGGACCCGAGCAGGUCUUGGCUUCGGCCUCAUGGCUCUCGCGCUAGACCGCCUAGAGGCCGUCGACCACCUCCUCCACAAGCAACUCGCGCUUGCGGGAAAGGAGCCACAGACCGCAGCGACCGUGAAGCGUGGGGAAAGUCCUGAGAUUCUCGUUUUGCUGAAGGAACAUGUCACCGCGUCGAGAAUUUGUCAGUCUUUGGGUGCUUGGUGUUUGGGAUAUGGAUUUUUCCGCUAUUGGUCUAUACGCCGAUAUUUAAUGGUCGGUCAGUUUGUGCCUGCUAUCUGGGGGCCGGUUUUUAUGGCGGUGGGUAGUUUUGGGACGCUGGUGACCUUGGGAACGCAGAUUAAGCUCAAGGUUCCUCCGGAGCAUUGA